Xiphophorus hellerii (green swordtail) is the source of this 7126-nucleotide messenger RNA. RefSeq names its product collectin-12-like. The transcript is spliced from 23 exons. Gene Ontology annotation, cellular component: ESCRT-0 complex. Gene Ontology annotation, molecular function: phosphatidylinositol binding; ubiquitin binding. NCBI's taxonomy places the organism in Eukaryota, Metazoa, Chordata, Actinopteri, Cyprinodontiformes, Poeciliidae. The record is from RefSeq and is a predicted model, not a curated record. Gene Ontology annotation, biological process: protein transport to vacuole involved in ubiquitin-dependent protein catabolic process via the multivesicular body sorting pathway.
GGUUUCUCCAAGCAGUGCGUGCAGCACUUCCUCUCACGUUAGGACUCCUUAAGUUUUUAAGCUCCUCUUGUUGCUGCAGCGGCAGGAGAACCACCUCAGAUCCGAGUAGGACAGAGAGUCAAGCUCGUCUCAGCAUCUCUCUGUACUGACAGAAGCCAGGGAAAUUCAUAUGAAGUUUGCAUCAUUUCGACAAAGUUCUUUUUAUUUUAUUUAUUCAUUUUUCUAAUUUUUUUGUUUUUUGUUUUUUUUGGCAGCAGCAUAAGCAAUACCUGCACUGAAAGAGAAGAAAGAGAGAGCUACACAGUGGGGGAAAAAAACACUUGGAUUUGCCUCCUAUUUUUUCUUUUUUUUUUUUUCAUUUUCUUAAAUUGUUUUUCCUGCUGAUAAAACGAGGACAGUGUGAUACCUGCAGAUUCAAGGUGCCUUAUGGCAAACUUCCAAUGCGAUGCUGGAGUGACUUCAACCAAUAGAUAAACAGACUCCAGCGAACCAAAAUGAAAGACGAAUUUACUGAUGAAGAGGAGGUGCAGUCCUUCGGCUAUAAACGGUUUGGAAUUCAGGAGGGUACUGAGUGCACAAAGUGUAAAAAUGACUGGGCACUAAGGGCAGCCAUCGCUCUCCUCUAUGUGCUCUGCGCGCUGCUCACUAUAGCAGUGACUGUCCUUGGGUACAAAGUUGUCCAAAGGAUGGACAAUGUCACAGAGGGCAUGCAGAAUUAUGGAGGCAAGAUCAAUGCUGUCGAAACAGACUUAAAGAAACUAGAUGAUCAAGCAGGAGAGAAGUCCCUCAAUGCCACCAGUGAAAUCAAUACCUUCAAAUCAGAUCUGGAAGUGUUACAAAACCAACUGAAAGACAUUAGCAGUAGAGCAACAAGCAACAGAGACAUGUUAGAAGACCUGCUAGUCACAGGAGACAAUAUGCAGAAUGGCCAUGUCUCGCUUCAAAGUGUUCUGGAUGGCAACGCAGACUCACUGCGUGGGAUCAAUCAAUCCUUGGCUUCCUACAGUGGAAUGAUUGACGACCUCCAGGCAGACACUGCACGACUCCAGUCUGAGCUCCAGGAGCAGGUCAAAGUGCAGAGUGAGACUCAAGUGAAUGUCAAUUCACUUAAUAUCACCCAAGGACAGCAGCGCAACUUGCUUGGCUCGCUACAGAAGACAGUUGAAGAUGUUAGUCAGGCGGUGCAGAAACUGAAGAAUGACUAUCAGAUUCUGCAGCAAACAGCCAAUCAUACGCGUUCAGACUCACAGUGGCUGAAAGAAAAGGUCCAGAAUCUUCAGGUUUUGGCUGCAAAUAAUUCUGCCCUGGCCAGCUCCAAUGGAGACACACUGGAUGACUUGAGAACCCAGCUUAAUGCUUUGGCCAUCCAAAUCCAGAAUACCUCAGCCAUCACAGAGAGUUAUGACCAAGGCUUGCGUGAGAUGAUGGAUCGCCAGAGAGACAAUGAUAAUGCCACCUCAUUAAAGUUUGAUGAGAUGGAAGUACGAUUGGACAAGCAUGAGAACACCAUGGACCGUGUGACAGGAAACAUGAGCUUUGCCACGCAGAUCUUGGGUGUCAUCAGUUCUGACCUGUCCGGCCUGAGAUCCUGUGCUGAGACAGUGAUGAGGCAUACGGACCUGCUAGCAGACUUGAAUGCCACCAUGGAAGAGGCCAACACCAACAGCAAAGAUCUGCGCACACAGCAGGAUGAGCUUGCAGCCAGGUUGGACCAAGAGGUGAACAACCUGUCCAAUGUGAUGGAGGAGAUGAAGCUGAUAGACAGCAAACACUCACAGCUUAUUACAAACUUCACCAUUCUGCAGGGUCCGCCAGGUCCAAAAGGCUCCAGAGGUGAUAAAGGUCCCCAAGGGCCGAUGGGCCAGACAGGACAGAAGGGAGAUAAAGGAGACAAAGGAAUUCCAGGCCUGGUUGGACCAAAAGGAGACCGAGGUCCUACUGGACUAGCAGGUGCGACAGGUCCAAAAGGUUCCACUGGUGCUCGGGGGCUUCCAGGACCUAAAGGGUCUAGAGGCUCUGGAGGCAGACCUGGAAAUCCUGGUGAGAAAGGUGACCCUGGAGCAAAUGGGUACCCUGGAGCCAAUGGAAAUCCUGGAUUGCCAGGGCCACAAGGGCCACAGGGACUUAAAGGAGCAGCAGGACCUCCAGGCUUAGAGGGGCCUCGUGGGUCUGUUGGCCCAAUUGGCCCUGCUGGUCCUCCAGGCCUUCCAGGCUUGCCUGGCCCUGUGUCUUCUGUCAAUAUAAAAGCAACCAGAGCCCCUCAAGUCAUCAAACCUCCCCUACCGACUUUAGCCUCAGUACCAACAGAGAAAUCAAAAGACUCUGCACAGGAACAGCCCCCAGCUGCUGUUUCCACCCCAACACCUGGUUGUCCUCCAAAGUUCAGAAAGUUUGGGGACAGCUGCUACUACUUUUCUUCUGGUUCCCAGAGACUCAACUUUAAUGAAGCAAACAAGUUCUGUAAAAACAUAACAUCCCAUAUGCUCAUAAUCAAUGACAAUGAAGAACAGCAAUUCAUAAGAAAUGCCAUUUCAAAGGACUAUUUCUGGUUGGGUCUUACUGACAAGGAAGAAGAAAAUGUCUGGAAGUGGGUGGAUGGAACCAUACCGAUUUUUACAAACUGGAAACCUGGUCAGCCCGAUAACUGGACUCACGGUCAUGCAAAUGGAGAGGAUUGUGCGGGGGGAAAAAACAAUAUUUAAAGGAAGGAGAAAUAUCUUGUUGUCAACACCCUAGCGAUGCCUCUCUUCACGACCAACCCCUUUGACCAAGAUGUUGAGAAAGCAACCAGUGAGAUGAACACAGCUGAGGACUGGGGCCUCAUUCUGGACAUAUGUGAUAAGAUAGGGCAGUCCCGCACUGGGCCGAAAGAAUGUCUCCGCUCCAUAAUGAGAAGAGUGAACCACAAGGAUCCCCACGUAGCCAUGCAGGCAUUGACUCUCCUCGGCGCUUGUGUUUCAAAUUGUGGUAAAAUCUUCCACUUGGAGGUUUGUUCUAGAGAGUUCGCCAGUGAAGUCAGUAACGUCUUAAAUAAGGGUCACCCGAAAGUGUGUGAAAAGCUGAAGGCGUUGAUGGUGGAGUGGGCAGAGGACUUCCGCAAUGAUCCGCAGCUCAGCCUGAUCUCAGCGAUGAUCAAGAAUCUACGCGAGCAAGGGGUCACCUUCCCAGCUGUGGGGUCCCAGGCUGCAGAGCAAGCAAAAGCAAGUCCAGCGUUGGUGGCAAAGGAUCCCUCCACCACCACAAACAAAAAAGAGGAAGAAGAUCUGGCCAAAGCUAUCGAGCUGUCGCUAAAGGAGCAACGACAGCAACCGCAGGCGUCCCUGUCGAGCCUUUACCCGAGCACUUCUCUUCUCUCUACACACAAGUCCGACGGCAGAAAAGUCCGCGCCAUCUACGACUUCGAGGCUGCGGAAGACAACGAGCUCACUUUUAAGUCCGGAGAAAUCAUUACCAUCCUGGACGACAGUGACCCCAACUGGUGGAAAGGGGAAACGUACCAGGGAAUCGGCUUGUUCCCUUCUAACUUUGUCACCGCUGAUCUCACUGCAGAACCUGAGAUGAUGAAGACAGAGAAGAAGACUGUACAGUUCAGCGAGGACAUCCAGGUGGAGACAAUAGAGCCUGAACAGGAGCCUGUAUAUAUAGACGAGGACAAAAUGGAUCAACUGCUCCAGAUGAUUCAAAGUGCAGAUCCUACAGACAACCAGUCGGACAGCGUGGAGUUACUCCAGCUAGAAGGUGCAUGUAAUCAAAUGGGACCUCUGAUUGACCAGAAGUUGGAGGACAUAGACAGGAAGCACUCUGAGCUGUCAGAGCUAAACGUAAAGGUCAUGGAAGCGUUGUCUCUAUACGCAAAGCUGAUGAAUGAAGAUCCAGUGUAUGCCAUGUAUGCUAAGCUGCAGAGCCAGCAGUAUUACGUGCAGCAGCAUGCUAGCGCGGCACAGCAGGUCUACCCUGGUCAGCCCGCGUCGGGGACAUAUGCCAUGAGCGGCACCGGGGUGCAAGGCUAUACGGUUCCUGUGGAGCAGCUUCCCACAGGACCCAUUCCGGGUCAGCCAGCUCCCAGCGAUGUCCACAUGUACAUGGGUCAGCCACCGGUCUACGUCGCAGCGCCUGGUGCUAUGGCUCCAGCAGACAUUCAGUCCUACCCAAACCCAGCCAGUGCUGCGGGCCCCGCACCGUGCACAGCUCCUGCGAACUACAGCGUCCCCUCUGGCACAAGCUUAGCACCUCCCUCAGACGUCCCGCAGGCCCCUUACUCAGAGAAAGCCUUGCUAUAGGCCCCCCUCCUUCUCCUCCUUACAGAUAGGAUAAACAAACACACAUUGCCACCCCACGGUAAGAAGUAGUUCAUUCUUGUUCCCGUUAAGGAGGAGCAGCAGGUUUGAUAAUUUGAAUUGUAUCAGGCAAACACUGGCGUUUGGUGCACCUUGUGUUUUAUUUGGCAAAUAUACAUGUGAGAAUACAGUUACUUCUUUCUGUUGGUCAUGAGGUAUUCAAAAGGUUUUGAUUUGAGCUGACAAGUAUGUCAUUUUGAAGGUUUUAAUUUAUUAUUUUUUUGAUCAUCUUUGCACAUUUUUACCUCCUCGGCUGCUGUUAGAUGGGCUGGUUUAUGUUUUGUUCAUGGUAUAAUUCUAAGUACCUAAUCUAAAUCCGGCCAGCAUGAAAUCCACUUUUUAUGUACAAAAUCUGACUAUAAAUAAUUAAGCAAUGCUCGAUUUAAAGUUUUAUGGACAUUAUUAUUACUUUAUGUUUGUUUUUCAAAAACUAUAAAGACCCAUUUAAAAGGGUCUUGCCGACCUGUUUUUAAAUAAUUUUGUAAACAAAAAAAUAUCAUUUGAAUUCUUUAUUUUCGAAUCUUGAAUUUCUAAAUAUGAUUGCCACUAUCUGGACAUGUAGACUCAUCUUACACUUAGAGGUUAUAAUAGCUUACCAGUAAAAUCCAUAUGGUGGAUCUGAAUAAAUUUAUUAGUCACAGAAUGAUAAGUUGUAGACAUUUAUUUCAGUAAAUUUUGAUGAUUGUGGCUUAAAAUUCAACAUGUCACAAAAUUAGAAUAUAACUUAAAAUUCAUUUAAAACAAAAAGAAAAGCAUUUUGGAUGCACCCAAAUUGCUGAAGGAACUUUGCUUCACCAGUCCUUUCAACACUGUGUUCUCACUGUUGCUAGUAUCCCUUUUUUCUGCUCCACUUUUUCCUUCCACUGAACUUUCCACUCAAACUCUUUAAUGAGAAUUUGAGAGGAAUAGCCAACUUUUUAAAAUUAUUGUUUUGUACUCUCCUUGUGAAGAUUGACUGUGAGUGCUGGACAACUGUCAAUGUAAGGGUCUUCCUCAUGGUUAUAUUGCCCAUAACAUGGACAAAAUGUAAAAUAAGUUUUCUUAGAAACUCGCGUUUGAGUUUGUUUUUAAGCCAUAAUCAUCCAAAUGAGCAGAAACAAACACCUAAAACAUAAUUUUGAGAUUCACCUGUGAUUAUUAGAAUUUGUCCCAUAUUUCUUAAAAAUGUGAGCUUUUUGUAAACAAAACAAGUUUUACCAAUUAGAGUAAACAAGUGUAACUGCAGCUGCUGUAUAAUAAUUUAGAUAAUCCACGUAACGCAUGAAAUCCACAGCAGUUCUUUGACAACACUAACAGGCCUACACACUGUAUGUAGACUAAAACACUAACAUUGAGACACAUUCAGGGUGCCACGGUAAUCUCAUCCACUACAGCCAAUUUCAGCCCCGUUCUUGCCACAAAAGCUUUAAGAAGUACUGAAAACUGAAGCCUCUUUGAUUUCUGGAGGGAAAGAAAACAAGGACAGCAGAAGCAUGAACAUGACAUUUGUAUAUACUGUAUUAAAAUAGACCCCAGGAGGUUGGCUGUGUGUUGGCACAGCUCUCGCAGCCAUAAAACUAAAUUCUGCAGUCUUUGCAUGUACCUGGUGAAUUAAAGGUGUAUUAGCCAUCCCUACAUGCCCAUUUUCCUUUUCGAUCCAAGCAGCUUUGCAUCCUUUCUCAGAGGGUUGCAGUCCUCUGUGUUUAUCAGGGCUGUGCUAACAUGCGUGCACCACCAGCUUGGCUACAACGGGGGAAAAACUCUGAGCCCCACUGAUUUUUUUUUUCUUUUUCUUAAACAUCUCGUUUGCCUUUGUUUUUUUGGGGUUUUUUGUAGCGCUUUCUAAUUUAUGCUUAAUUAUUCUGAUGAUAUUUUUAAUGAAGUAUUGCAGGAUGUAUGUAUUCAAAGAAUAGAGUGGAAUGUGCGAUAUUCUGCCUAACUUAGUUGUAUAUUUCAGACGAGAACCUGGACUGGUUUCUCUUAUUGUACUGUAGGUUAAAUGGCGACAUUAGAACUGGCUGAAUUCGAGCCCACGUGUGUUUUCUGUGAUUUUUCUCAGACUUGAGGGAAGUUUCUGAUGAAGAGGCAUUAGUUGAAGAUGUUUAGUUGCUAACUCUCACCCAACAUUAGAUGAUGCAUUUAGUGUGUUCUUAGUCCUGAAUAAUUUAUAUGACUUCUACAUGUAGCAAGUCUUUAAGAAGGAUUUGUUGGUUGGAAAAACAGAUUUUCAAUAAGCUAAUAAAAUGGAAAACUAAAGUUGUUUGUGUUUUAUAUUUAACUAUGCUUUGUGAAGGAAAUUUGAAGUACGAAUGCUGAAGUAAACUUUAGAGUGGGGACAAGUUUCUGUACUCUGGACAAACAUUUCUGAUUUCAUUUUUUCUUGUUUCAAAUGUGUAAAUGUCUUGCCAUCCGCGUGCCACCUUAAGAAUGCAAAACAACUUUUAAUUUAGACUUGGUACUCAGACUCCAUUUUGGAGAAUUUUAUUUAAAUAUUAAUAUAGUUGAGACAAACUAAAUGAGUCAAAUCGACCGUGUUCAACCAGAGUAGCUGUUCUGGGACCAGGAGAGAAGGAGCCAGUUUGUUGUCAUACGUCAUCCGAACCAAGCAUUUUAUUGCACCACAGUGUUGGACUGCAGCCCCAAUGUAACUUUUUUUGUUUUUGUACAGGAUUGAGAUGCUGCCUGUUCUUAAAUUUAAUCUCAGCGUUAUUGUAAAGGUUCUGUCCAAACUUGUACUCUGCUGUUUCUAUGUAUUAUUUUAACCAUACCUAAUAAUUGGUAUACAAUAAAACCAGGUCAAGUGUACAGAG